Messenger RNA from Hevea brasiliensis (rubber tree), 579 nucleotides. Its product is annotated as anthocyanidin 3-O-glucosyltransferase 7-like. Bases 1 to 579 code for a protein of 192 amino acids. The transcript is spliced from 3 exons. The record is from RefSeq and is a predicted model, not a curated record. Lineage: Eukaryota; Viridiplantae; Streptophyta; Magnoliopsida; Malpighiales; Euphorbiaceae.
AUGAUAGAUUCUGACUUCGUUGCCUACUUCCAAAUCGAUCUCAUUCAAGAGCUCUUCGCUAAUGCUAAAGAAGAUUAUGGUCAUCCAGAAGAUCAAAUCGCAGAUAUCCUUCCAGGGUUGUCUCCAAUACCCUUUAAGGAUUUACCCCAUGAGAUAAUCCUGAAAAAUCAGAGUAAUCCAGAUCCAGUGGUGCCACUUUUAUCAUCCAGGGUGAAAAAGCUACCACAAGCAUCGGCUGUUCUGUUGAACUCUUAUGAAGAACUAAAUCCAACUCUCCUGACAACUUAUCUCAAGUCCAAUCUUCAGAAUGUUCUCUACGUCGGUUCUUUAACCCAAUCACCACCAGCAUUUGGUGCAGAUGCCACAGUUGCAGAACUGGAUUCUGAGGAAUUAAAGGAAUUGGCUGAAGCACUUGAAGUUAGUGAAGUUCCUUUUCUUUGUUCUCUCAAAGACCACCUGAAGGAUUAUCUCCCAGAUGGAUUUGCUGAGAGAACUAGAGAGCAUGGAAAGGGGUGUGAUGGCUCAAGCAUAGUGAUAUCUCCUCCUGUCACACCUUAUUAUGUUCCUAAUGCUCUUUAG